Messenger RNA from Gongylonema pulchrum, 407 nucleotides. The record is from the annotation of a GenBank genome assembly. Lineage: Eukaryota; Metazoa; Nematoda; Chromadorea; Rhabditida; Gongylonematidae.
GUGGACACAAUGCACAUACUGGACCACUUCCCAUACAAUGCAGAUGAAAAUGUUCAAAUUCUGAUAUUGCCAUAUCGUGGUGAGCAUCUCUCCAUGUGUUUAUUACUACCAAAAGAAAAAUAUGGGCUGGAAGAAUUCGAGAAUUCGCUUAAUGGUACUCGACUUCUGGAAAUGGUUGCUGAAGCGGAGUCAAGAGAUGUUCGAAAUUUGGGCAUCACAGAUGCUUUCGAAGGUAGCGCCAAUUUUAGUGGCAUGAGUGAUGCACCCCUAUUCGUUGACAGUGCCGUACAUCAAGCAUUUGUCGAGGUAACUUGUUUGCUUUUGAGUUUUAUCUGCAAAUUGAUUACCUUUGACAGGAUCAGUAGCAGGUUUCAGAAAUUUUUCAAUAAUUUUUGUUCGUUUUGACC